AUGCGUUUCCAAGCCGCUUCAGUAUUACUCUUACCUCUGGCUCUUGCCACCCCUAUCAACCCUACAUCCGAUGAUGCUCAAAUUGCUCCCCUCGCGGAGAACGGUGAUCACAUCGAAGAUGCUUAUAUCGUAGUCUUCAAGAAGGGUGUCGACACUAAUCAAAUCGCUCUUCAUCUUACUGGUAUUGAGGAGCAGCAUGGUUUGGAUCCCCUCUACUCUUUCUCAUCUGAUGGAGAGGUAGAAUCUGGAGGUAUCAAGCAUGUUUACCAACCUCCCACUUCUGAUAGCGGAUAUUACGGUUAUGCCGGAAAGUUUUCCACCAACACCUUGGCUACUAUUCGAUCUUCUCCCGAAGUCGCCUAUGUAGAGCGAGAUCAGAUUGUUCGAACUCAAGAGAUCCCACAAGGUGUUGACGAUUGGCUUGAAUCUGACUCUGACUCAUAUCCUGAAAGCGAACUCGCUUCCGACAGCGUCACCACCGAGAAAGGUGCUCCAUGGGGUCUUGCUCGAAUCUCUCACCGAAACGAACUUCGACUCUCCACUUUCACCGAAUACCACUAUGACUCUCACGGUGGUGACGGUGUUACCGCUUAUAUCGUUGACACCGGUAUCAACAUCGAUCACGUCGAAUUUGAAGGCAGGGCCAAAUGGGGUAAAACCAUCCCCAAGAACGAUGUAGACAAAGAUGGAAAUGGUCACGGUACUCACUGUGCCGGUACUGUCGCCAGUAGAAAAUAUGGUGUAGCCAAGAAUGCUAAGCUCGUUGCUGUCAAAGUCUUGGGAUCUAACGGUUCCGGAUCUAUGUCUGAUGUAGUUGCCGGUGUCUUAUGGGCCGCUGAAGCCGCCUCCGCCGAAGCUGCUGAUGCCGCUAAAGAAGUCGCUGCUACUGGAAAGACCAAGUACAAGGGUUCUGUCGCCAACAUGUCCCUUGGUGGUGGUAAAGCCAAGUCUCUUGAUGACGCUGUUAACGCCGCUGUCGAAGCUGGAUUACACUUUGCCGUUGCUGCCGGAAAUGACAAUAAAGACGCUUGUAACUAUUCUCCUGCCGCCGCAGAGAAAGCAGUCACAGUUGGUGCUUCCACCCUCGGUGACGAGCGAGCUUACUUCUCCAACCAUGGUAAAUGUGUCGAUAUCUUCGCUCCCGGUCUCAACAUUUUCUCAACCUGGAUCGGUGGUAACUCAAGCACCAACACCAUCUCCGGUACUUCCAUGGCUUCUCCUCACAUCUGUGGUCUCCUUGCCUACCUCGUCUCCAUCCACGGUACUGAGACUUUCAACCUCCUUAACAUUGAUCUCGAAGACUCAGUCACACCAACUGGUCUCUACGGUAAAGCAUACUCACUCUUACCUAAACUCGCUCAAGCUGUUCUUCCCGCUCCCGAAGUCGCUACAAACGAUGAUGUCACUUCUUCAAACAGCAAAGAUACACUCACUCCUGCUAAACUCAAGAAAGCUUUAGUAGCUCUGGCCACAGUUGGUAAACUCCCUUCUAAGGAUCUUCCAGCUGGUUCUCCAAACCUUCUCGCAUUCAACAAUGCUACCCACCCUGGAAAGUAA
Kwoniella shivajii is the source of this 1557-nucleotide messenger RNA. RefSeq lists its product as uncharacterized. The coding region runs from base 1 to 1557 and encodes 518 amino acids. Gene Ontology annotation, molecular function: serine-type endopeptidase activity. Lineage: Eukaryota; Fungi; Basidiomycota; Tremellomycetes; Tremellales; Cryptococcaceae. Gene Ontology annotation, biological process: proteolysis. The transcript has 5 exons. The record is from RefSeq and is a predicted model, not a curated record.